AUGGACCUCACAACUUGGCUCACCUCUCUCAAACUGGAGGAAUAUGGCGCUCUGCUCGAGCACCAUGGCAUCACCUCGAUCCAUCAGCUCUCCAUCUUGACUGAGGAACAACUGAUUACCAUGGGCAUGGAUAAAAUUGGCCAUCGUCGUCGCCUCCUCAAAAAUGCCAAAGAACUGAUGGCCCCUUCGGUCCAGCCCGCUUCUACACAAGCUCAGCCCCCUGUCGUACCCACCAAAACCAAGGCUCCGCCACCCGUUCCCCCUAAAUCCCGAGGCCCCUCAACGUCCACAGAGCAAAACGAUAGCGAUUCCGCCCCUCCCCCACUGCCCCGCAAAGCUGGAUCCCUGCGCCCCACCCCAGCACUGGCGCAAGAGGAGAAAAAGCUUCAGCCCCGCUCCAAAUCGCCCAUCAUGCCUCCGAGUCGCCCCCCACCCCCUCGCGACUCCGCCCCCGUGCCCGUGUCUGCAGCCGCCACCGCUCCACCGGCCGUGCCCCGAAAAACUCGACCCAGCGACUCUUCAACUCGAGGCCCUGCUCUCUUGCCGCCCUCAAAUCGUGCUGCACCCCCCCCCUCACUUCACGCUACCCCAGUGCCCAAACCUUCGCGCCCACCCCCGCCGGCCGAGUCGGCCCCAGCACGCCCCUCCCCGCCUUCAGAUCCCGCCCCAGCUCGGCCCCAGCGCGAGGACUCUACUCGCAGUACCACCAGCACUACCAGUGGCAACGCAAGCACCCCCGCAACCCCGCUUUCACCCAAGGCACCCCCGCCCUUGCCCUCUCCCCCACCCCCAGGCCGCCCCCAGCCCCCGAAGCUCCCGACUCGCACCUCGGGUCCUGAUGUCCACCGCAACGAGUUUGCCGCUCCCUCGGACGAUGAUGAGGGCUCGUACAUCAUGUUGCCCCGCUUACCCUCCGAUGCCUCGCAAUUACGCCGGGUGUCGAUUGGACAACGUCGAGAGAGCUCUCUAUUGCCCUCCAGCAUGACGCGAGAACAAGCCGCUAUGCUCACCGAGCGCUCUGCUGCCGCACCUCGCACGUUGCAAAAACGCUCCAAGGUGGACUCACACGCCACCAAGGAAGGCUGGCUCUUGAAGCGCGGUGGUGCCACUGGCCGCAAGGGCUGGGAUCGACGGUAUUGCGUGUACAAAGAAGGCGUGCUGUCCUAUUUUGUCGGAGACAAAGAGACUCGCCCUCAAGGGUGCAUCGCCCUGACGGAAAUGAAGGCCAUUCGUCACGAUACUGGCCACAAGAAUCGUUUCGAACUCGAUACCUACGAGCGCACCUUCAUCUUCAAGGCCGAAUCUCCCGAGGAGAUGACGUCAUGGAUGAUGUUCUUGGGCUCGCAAAUCCAGCUCUUCAAGCCCAAACCGACCGCGGGAGGCAGCAUGGCCGACCCAGACAAGGAAGGGUACAUGCGGCACGCUUGCGGGGCCAUGGGCUGGGCACGUCGGUAUAUUGCUUUAAAAGACGGCCAACUCUGUCUCUACGAGACGUAUCAGGACUUCAAGGAUGAGAAUCCGGUGGACCGCAUCAAUACCAUGCUGAUUACAGUCAAGGUGCGCUCGCGAUCUGGCCGCAAAGCGCGCAACCAUCAGUUCAAGUUGGUGGAUAGCCAGCAACGGCACAUCGAGUUCCAAGCUGCAUCAGAUCAGGAGCUACGUGAUUGGACUCAGGCAAUACAAAACUCCAUUCUCUGGAGUCUCAACCAACUCGAUUCCGCUGCCACCUCCCACAAGAAGCAGACCAAGAGUGUGGUCGAUACGAUACGCCCCGACGAGGCAAUGAAAAUCAUUCGUGAAAACACCAGCAACCUGCGCUGUGCUGAUUGCAGCACGGCCAAUCCAGACUGGGCCUCAAUCAAUCUCGGUACCAUGGUCUGCAUUGAUUGUUCGGGCGUUCAUCGUAGCAUGGGCGUGCACAUUAGCAAGGUGCGGUCUGCCACGCUGGAUGAUUGGCCGCGCGAUUCUCUUGAGGUGAUGAAGGCCCUCGGUGUCAAACUGGCCAACACCAUUUGGGAAGGCAACUUGCCCGAGGGGGUCAAACCUAACAUGAAUAGCGACCGGCCCACCAAGGAGGAUUUCAUUCGGCGCAAAUAUGAAAAGCACGAAUUUGUCAAGUUUUGGCAUGAUCCGGCUCGGGACAUUAAUGAACAAUUGUGCGCGGCGGUUCAGCAAUCAGAACUGCUGGACACGGCCAUGUUACUAGCGGCCGGUGCCGAUCCCAAAGCACAGGAAGCCAAUACGGGCCACAGCGCUCUGUAUCUCGCUCGUCGUGCCAAGCGCUCGCUCCAAGCAGCACUGCUCUCGCUCAAUGGCGCCGUACUGAGUGCCGACGAACAGCAGAGCCUCAAUGCUAGCGUACAAAGCGCCUCCUCAACGGAUGGAAACGUCUUUGGACCUGGCGCUACUGACGAUGACGAUGAGGGCGAGGAUGUCGAUUUUCCUGCCCCAACACCCACCCAGUUUGAGGGGCCCCUGGCCUUGUUUGACAGUCGCAGCGCUACUCUGACCCCGUAUGAUGCCCUUUACGAGAUGGGCGUGCUGCGCCUCAGCCCUCAAGAGGCCUCCACGACCGGUGCAGGCACUCCCGAGGGCGCGCCCACGGCCAUGGAAAUUCCCUUGCAGUCGCUCAAGACGGCGCAGGCCACCACGGCCGCAGAUAUUCUGAACAGUUAUGGCCACGGGCAGGCACAGUCCGCCAACAAUGAAAACUUGCGUUCUGUCCUCGCAGCCGAGCAUGGCUACCUGUGUGUCACCACGCUGUCAAGUCGCCGCUUUGUGCUGCAAACGGAAACGCCAGAGCAGGCUCGUACCUGGGCCGAGUGUCUGCAGGCCAACAUUGACGCCAUUCCGCUGGGCGAUCGGGGAUUCGACUUUGAAAAUUGCAGCUUUGUGGGCCACCUGCAGAUUCAUCAAGAGGGUGUCGGCUACAAGCAGCGGUACUUUGCCUUGCAGGGCAAGGCUCUGUCCUACUUUCUUUCGCAAACAGACCCAAACCAGAACGAGAUUGACCUGUCAAACUUCUACGAUGUUGUCGCGGGUCUGGCGAGCAGAGGUGUGGACGGCAAGCUCGAGACGAGCAAGUCCCGGGUUGAUCUCACGCUGGUUGGUGUCCACGACUUGGUUGUACUGCGCGCCAAUACGGAGGAAGUGCGGGACGAGUGGUUCCGCCAUCUCAAGGCAACCCAAGUCUUUGGUGCGGAACUCGAGAGCAGCCCGACUCUGGUUCCGCGCGUGGUGGAUAUGUGUUGCUCCUUCAUUGAAACGCGUGGCCUCUUUGAGGAGGGCAUCUACCGCGUACCUGGCAACGCUGCCACCAUGCGCCGCCUCCGCCAGGCCUUUAACAUGGACGAUACGAGCGUGAAGCUGGAUCCGGCCAAAGUAUCGGCCACCGACGUGGCUGGCUUGUUAAAGCAGUACUUUCGCCAGCUGCCCGAGUCCCUUUUUCCUCGUGCACUUUACGACGGCUUUUUGGACACAAUGCGCAUUGCCGACCAUGAGCAACGGUUGUACAACCUAAAACACUACAUUGAACAGCUGCCCCCGGCCCAUUACCAGACCCUCCGUCGCCUGUGCGCUCAUCUGGCUGUGGUUGCGGAGCAUGCGGCCUCGAACAAGAUGACCACAACCAACUUGGCAGGGGUGUUUGCGCCCUCGCUCAUGCAUGUGCAAACUGACAACGAGGCACCACCGGGCGAUGUGGCGCUCAUGGCCAAGGAGUACAAGUGCUUGGAAGCAUGCAUCACCUACCACGAGUGGCUGUUCAACAUGGAGCAAAAGUCAGACCACGAUCUCAUGCUCAAAGCUGGGCGCCUCAAAAUCGAGGCUGCCAAGCAGGCGCAUGAGCAGGCACUUUCGACCAAAAAGGGUACCGGCAACCUGGCCGAAUUCAUUUUUGAGAUUGAGGACGAGAUCCACGAUACCUCUCACACCUUUCCCCUGAGCAGUGAGACGGUAGCAUCAGAGGUGCUGGCCACCCUGUGUGAGCGGCAAGGCAGCGAGGUGCAGCCUGGGUUAGCCGUCGUGGAGGUGGUCAAUGAGCUCGGCUUGAUGCGUCCGCUCGCGGCCUGGGAGUCGCUUUUUGCAGCCUCAGCUCGGUGGCGAGGACCCUUUCAUUUCAAAAUUCAGAACAACCCCUUUGACGCCAUUCUACACUCAGCCCUGGGUGCUCAGAGCCCUUCGACUUGGCUGCACAUUCGCUCCGUCGACAUGGAAACAGGCAAUGGCAUCGGCCGUGGCAGCGGCUUUCGUCGGUGUUACGCUCGGAUCGAGACAACAGGGGCCGAUGGCCCAGGAAGCAUUGUGGUCUUCAAGGAUGAAACACUGGCGCAGGAGUUGGGUCGCUUUGCGUUGGACAGCGCUAUUCGCGUGUACAGCUUGACGCGGCCACGCAAGCUUCCCACUCCUUUCUCCUUUGUAUUGCUUCGAGUCACAGCCAGUGCCUAUCACGAGACUGUUAUUUGUGCGGACUCGCAAGUGGAGUUGGAGCAGUGGUUUGGGCAUUGCACGGUCCUGAACCAGGCUAACUUGCAAUAG
Molecule: messenger RNA, 4536 nt
Organism: Monosiga brevicollis MX1
Lineage: Eukaryota; Choanoflagellata; Craspedida; Salpingoecidae
Exons: 17
Coding region: 1-4536 (1511 amino acids)
Biological process (GO): signal transduction
Molecular function (GO): protein binding; GTPase activator activity
Source: RefSeq, a predicted model, not a curated record